CCAGAGGAGAGCCGCAGUAGCAGGCAGACCCGGCAUCAUGGCGGAUCAAAACAACACAGACGAUAAAGGGAAGUUCUACAGUGAAAUUUUAAGCCCGUCGGAGCUGUUCGCAGCCCGCUCCCGCAGUCACAAAAUCCCCGUCAGAGGACAGAAGGACUUCUUCCCCGAUGACUCCGACGAGCAGAAGCAGCGACUCGAGCAGAGCCUGAAUGAACACUGGAGCCUCCUCUCAGAGGAGAGAGUGGAGAGGCUGGGAAACCUCGUGAACGGCCAAUGGAUUCCCAGCAAGCAGAUUGUGGAGCUUCAAUCUCCGGCUGGGAAGUUCUGGCAGACGAUGGGCUUUUCUGCAAACGGGAAGCAGUGCCUGCUCCCCGAGGAGGCUCUGUACCUGAUGGAGUGUGGAAACCUGCAGGUGUUUCAUCAGGACCUGCCACUCUCCAUCCAGGACGGGUACGAGAAGUUUCUGUCUGCAAACACCGUGAGCCUUCAGCAAUAUCAGGUGUUUGGGCAUUUGAAGAGGCUCGGCUAUGUGGUGCUCAGGUUUGAUCCCAGUUCUGAGUCAUCGUCCUACGCGAGGCAGCUCAACCUGCCGCAGUCACGUGACCGAGCAGGGAGACAGCUGAAGAGGAAACGCAGCCUCAGCCCCGCCCCUUCCUCCACCCCCACUGCGACGUGCAGCCGUGCUGAAGCUCAGGAGGAAUGCUCCACUGAGAAGAUGGAGGAGGAUAAAUGCAGUGAAGGCGAGGAAGAUAUAAAACUUCCAGAGCCUCCGGAGGCCCAGAGUUCAGCAGACGAGGGCGGAGGCAGGAGCUGGUGGAUGAUGGAUGUUCUCGGGGACUCGGACAAAGAUUCCGGUCACGGCUCCAAAUCUGGCUCCUCGUGCUGGGACUUCAGCUCCAUCUCUUUUCCUGACCUGGGCUCCACCUCCAGGGAGCACUUCCCCAGUGACCUGGCCCCUCCAGACCCCUCUCUGCUGCCCGGGGAUUUGAAGGUGGGCUUCUGUGACAUUGCCCCCUGGAGGCAGAAAAUAAACCUGCGGCAGGUGAAGAUGUCAGCCAAUGAGCAGAAGAGGGAGAAAUACAGGCGGCGGUGGGACGUCAACAAAAACAGAGAGGUACGGCGGUGCAGAAACUGGGCGGAGUAUCAGGAGCUGAUGGCGAGGCGAAAGGGUAAGCGGGAAGGUCGACCAGCGCACCUGUGGAACAGGGAAGUUACUCCGUUACAUGACCCGACACAGCCAAUCGCCACAGGAGAACUGCUGGAAAAAAUCAGCGUGAUCAAACCGACUCAUUUGCUGGAGGGAGCGUCCAGGUUAAAAGAUGCGGACGAUUGGAGGAUUUGUUUCAAUGUUUACCAGCCCAACACGGUGGCCGACUUCAAGAAGAGCAACCCGGGGAAACCGUACUCACGCAUGUGUGUGUGCAGUUUCGAUGACCCCGUGCCGGACCUGCGAGCCAUCAAGCUGCUGGCCUAUCAGAGCGGAGAUAUCCCAGUGGUCAUAGCUGUGGUGGACUAUGGAGACAUAUCGUUCUACACCUUCAAAGACUUCCAGCUCCCGACUGAUGUUUACCCCUAAGAACCGCCCCCCCACCCGGGACUUUUUAAUAAACCUCUGUUUGCUGGACUGGCUGCAUUUUCUGUGAUUUAUGGUGGAAAGAUGGUUUUAGUAAACAAACAAGAACAAGUGUGUUCUGACAAUGUUUGCAUACAGUUUGGCUCCAGUUUACAUCUAAAGACAAUUUUAUUGAUCAUCUUGACUCAGAAGUCCUUUACGAUGAUGAAAACAAGGGAUCAGGAAACUUUGUCCACAUUAUGGACACCAGCAUCCCAUCUGGUACCUGCCCACUGGGGCAGGGGUUCUUUUGAGAGCCCCUGGUGGGCACCAAAGGUGGAAGUUUGAUCCCUGGCUGGUUAAACUGGCUUCAGGUACAAAGAAUUUCACUUAGAGCUAAGUGUUCGGUUAGCCGUGGGUGCUAACAGAAUGAAUGAGUUUGCAGAAACCAGUGACGGAAAUAAACUUCCUCCAGAGGCAUGUUGGGACUCUCCUGUAGCGCUGGGGCAAAGGGCUCUGAGUAAAGCUGCUACUCCAGCGCAUUAAAAGGACUCUGUUAAGGCUUCAUAUGACUAGGAUCUCCUGGGCGCUUCCAGGUGAGGUUUUUAGGCAUGUCCGACUGGGAACAGGCUCUGGAGCAGAUCUGAGACUAGGGGUGGGUUUCAAUAAUCGAUUAAAAUCGAUCUUAGCUUUAAUAAAGCGUCAUUGGUUCAUUAAAAACCCUGAAUCGAUUUUUAAAUAUAAAUGUAUUCUGCCAGA
Molecule: messenger RNA, 2311 nt
Organism: Pundamilia nyererei
Lineage: Eukaryota; Metazoa; Chordata; Actinopteri; Cichliformes; Cichlidae
Gene: tsen54
Product: TSEN54 tRNA splicing endonuclease subunit
Exons: 12
Coding region: 38-1576 (512 amino acids)
Biological process (GO): tRNA-type intron splice site recognition and cleavage
Cellular component (GO): tRNA-intron endonuclease complex
Source: RefSeq, a predicted model, not a curated record